This is a messenger RNA of Spodoptera littoralis (African cotton leafworm), 1563 nucleotides long. Lineage: Eukaryota; Metazoa; Arthropoda; Insecta; Lepidoptera; Noctuidae. The record is from the annotation of a GenBank genome assembly.
AUGGUAAUGCAUGCAAGGAAACCGCAGCGAAUAAGUGAUGGGUACUUUGAGAAGCAUCAGUCCCAUCCGUAUCAGAAAUACAAUUCAAAAAGUGAAAGAAGAGCAGCCAAUGAUUAUGUCUCUUCUGAAAACCGAUACACUCCUCUUCGAUCCCCUAAUGGUAAUGUGUCCGCACAUGGUCACAACACACACUCCAGUCAAUCAGGCCACGGACACCACCACUACAGUCAUGUGGCCGAUGACAGAGGAUAUCCAUCAUCCAGGAAUGUUUACCUACAGAAGGGUUCUGAAAAGGAGAGAGAUAGAGACUACAAAUCCUCUAGAAAUAAGUAUACAGAUAGUGUCAGAUCACCGAAGGAACGUAGCAAAGACAGUGAGAGAGAGAGAAGUAAUCAUGAACGAAAUGAACCAGAUAAAAAGAAUAGGACUAGUGGCAUGAACAUUAGUGUUAGUAGGAGUAGUAAAUAUGAGAAGAGAAGUGCACCUUCAGCAAGUGUUUCUGGCCGUGAAUGGUCAGAGCAUAUUAGUUCAUCAGGGAAGAAGUAUUAUUAUAACUGUAUCAGUGAAGUGUCACAGUGGGAAAAGCCUAGAGAAUGGGACUCCAGGAGAACGUCAUCCAAAGAUUCAACAUAUUCAUCAAGAAGCAGUCGAGAUAAGAGAUCAAGUUCAAGAUCAGGCAGAAGAGAAGCUGAAAAAUCUAGUAAAAGAACGAAUAGUGCUUCGGAGAGAUACUGGAAUAGCAGUAGAGACGAAGAAGUGCACGAUCGAUCUAGACCAAAACAUUCGGCGACUCCGCACGAUGGAAAAGAUGGACAAUCAUUACAAGAUAUGGACAUCUCGCCGGACAGGAGUACGCCGCUCUCUGAGAAUUCGUAUGGAGCCAGGGAUACAAAUUCAUCCGUACGGAAUAAUGCAGAGAACAAUUCGGUUCCGCCUGUUGUUGUACUCGACAAUUCCAAUCAGCCGAGUGGCUCGUUACUAGCAGCGGCUUUACCCCGAAUUGUUGCGGUGCAGCCACAGGUGACGUUACCACCCGUCAAUAACAACGGCGCGACGGUUUCGCCAAUCUGUGACGGUACUCGCAGUGGUUCGGGAACGCCACACCGCGACCCCGGGCCACCGACACCGACACACUCUGAAAAUAUAGAUCCCCAUGCGCCACCACUACACCUAGAUACAGCGUUACCUAGAAAAAUGGAAUGUCUAGGAAGUUAUUCACAAGUGGUGGGUGGUGCACUUCAUCAUGCACCGCCGAUGCUGACGCCGUCACUCAUCAAUUACGUGCGGGCGGAUUUAACGUCACAUGUUACUGGUUGGCCAGCAGAUAUUCUAGAAAAACAGUUUACUAUUCUGUACCAGGCUAACAAGUUCACCGAAGAAGCAUAUCAGCUAGGAUGCUUGCAAUGCACACGGGUAUCCGCCGAGCUGAAGUGUUCUCGAUCACUUGUACGCCACACGGAAAUAAGGGCCACGUUACAGGAACAAAAAAUAAUGUACCUGCGGCAGCAGAUCUCACGGCUAGAGGAGCUCAAGUCGCAGAAUUCGUUCAUGUCAGAGGACUAG